AUGCAGGUCACGGGCUCCACAUCGUCCCCAAAGACGCCACAAUGGAAGCCUGAGAGCUUCCAUACAGUGGCAGAUCUGCCGGCGCCCUUCGCCUCGACUUUGGACGCAGCAGAUACGCAUGAGUACGAGCACCACGCCACUUUUCACGGACGCCGUCACAGCUUCGUUGUGCUGCUGCGAGAGCUCUAUGCGCUGCUGGAUGGCGUCUCACAGGAUCGACGUAAGCUGCGGUUGCUACUACAGGAGCUGGUGCAGCGGUUGCUGGACCCCAACGGUAAUGUUGGUCGCUAUGUUGCGGCUGAGCGCGAGACGUUCUUACGACUGGGUGGCGACGAAUGUCUGCUGCGUGUGCUGCAUGUGCUCCGUCUAGAAGACGCUGAGAAACAGCCAAAGCGUCGGGGUGACAUUCGUUCACUAUGGGAGACGCCUGUACCUGUGACUAUCGCGCCGACCAAGAGCGGCACAGACGCAUCUCUACGAAAACACGCACUGAAUGACACGAUGGCAAUUCUCAGAGAGCUCUGCUACUUCUCGGUGAACCUGGCCGUGCAGCUCUGCGACAAAGACGGUCUGGUGGUGUAUUUAUUCCAGCUCAUGGGCGACGUCCGGUUCUUCGACAACGCGUCUGGACUCGUGGAGGAGAUUCUGGCCGUCAGGAACGAGGCGUUCGACCUCACUCGUGUCCCCAACUUCCACUCGGUCAUGCAGUCACUGUCAUCCAGGCAGCUGGCGUUCUUCUGUCGAGUGCUGGCACUCGUCGUGUUUGAGCCCGAAGACCGUCGACUACUGGAGACUGCCAAGGUGAUCAAGUCGCUGGAGCUGCUGAAACUGCGUCGCAACCGCAUGAUGCGUGCAGACAACAUCGUGGACCGCAACCACGCGCUGAUCUUCAACUCGCCGCUGGUCCUGCAGCGACUGCUGCGUGUCUUGCAGGUGCAGAAUUUUUACUUCGCGUUGAACCCCGUGUACGAGCCUUUCUCCUCCGAGCUGGCCACCUCUGCUGAGUUCGCGACUCUGCUGUACCACACUAGCGACCGCAGUGACUGGGACACGAUCGAUCGCCUCGUCACUCACCCCGCGCUCGGAUCUUCGGGAGACCUUACCAUCCUGCACAGACAUCACGAGGCGAGAGCAGCAGCUGCGAACGCUGCAGCAGGAGAAGACGCCAACGCAGCGCCUUCUUCCGCACAGCCGCCUCAGACCCCGUUCUCGGUGGAGACGGCUAUCCUGCGAGACUUGAUCUUCCGGAACCGCACGCCAGACCAGCGAGCGCGAGAAGAUGCCGAAGCUCAGGUUAUUAUGAAGUCUAUCGUGCUGGCUCCGUACCGCGUCGAGGUGCUUUUUGUGCUCUGCACCCUGCUGAACGGCAAACGCAAGGUCGACUUCCAGGAGCGACUGGCCGAGAUGGGACUGGUCACGACGCUCAACCUCAUGUUCGACAAGUUCCAGUGGGACGCCACGGUCACGCCCAGUCCGGCGCACGAGCCCUUACACGGACCUGGCUGUGACUGCAGUCUGGACGCGUCGUUGAAGAUCCAGUUCUUGCGCUUGAUUCACAACUUUUGCGACCGCGACUACAGCGACAAUAGCAGCAAGUUGCUGCUGCUCAGUGAGCACGAGAUCCAGCUGAUGAAUGAAGGCGGCUCGACGUCUAUCAACCUCGACCACGCGGACAAGGGGCUGCUGUCCAAGAUCAUCCACGCGCUGAUAGAGCAGCCAGUGGACUCGAUCUACCGCUUCUGGCUGGCCUCGUGUGUGGAAGCCUUCUUGCGGCGUGCGGCUCCGAGUGAGCAGCUCUUCGUUGCGCGUACACCUCUGCUGAAGGCGCUGAUAACGGAGAUUCUCAGUGGAGGCGCGUACCGUUCGCAGGGCAGCUUCCAGUCGGCCUUUGAUCUGCUUGGAGAGAUGACCAAGGGCAACCGAGAGACGCUGCAGCUGUUCCAUGGACUUCUGAGCAACACCCAGUUCGCGACUUUCAUGGAAGUGGUCAUUUUGAACUUGGUGGACUCGAAUGUGUUCAUCCGGUCGAUGCUUUUGUCGUGUGAGAAAUUCGCAAAGCAGCCGGAGAGCGGGACGUUUGGCGUGGCUGACGACUCCGAGAUGGACCGCAUGAGCGAGUUCCUGGCUGUGAAUCUGGUGCGGCUGCUGCGUGAUCUCAUGACGAUCGUGACGAUGGACGACAUCAACCACGAGAACAUUUGCUGUUUGAACACCGCCAUCGUGAUCCUCGUGUUCCAGCAUCGUCGGGAGCGACUGCCAGCGAUCCUGGAGGCCCUGCGCGACCACGAAGACGUGUCCGGCAAGCAAGGAUACGUGUGUGACAACUUUCGAGGCUUGCUGUGGUUCUGGAUCCAGUAUUACACACCGCGUGGCCGUGACCGCCUGGGACUGGAGCAUUCUAGCGAAGUCAAGUUCGAAGAGUGGCGACAUGUCGUGUCGCUCUUGUGUGCCGACGACGGGUCUGGCACUGCUUUGCUCUCGACUCCAGCACGCCUUCCACCGUCGCCUUACUCGCGACUGUAUGCUACUACCCGUCGAGAGAGACGCUCUUAA
Phytophthora infestans T30-4 is the source of this 2553-nucleotide messenger RNA. RefSeq lists its product as uncharacterized. Bases 1 to 2553 code for a protein of 850 amino acids. NCBI's taxonomy places the organism in Eukaryota, Oomycota, Peronosporomycetes, Peronosporales, Peronosporaceae. The record is from RefSeq and is a predicted model, not a curated record. Gene Ontology annotation, molecular function: phosphatase binding. The transcript is spliced from 5 exons. Gene Ontology annotation, biological process: ubiquitin-dependent protein catabolic process. Gene Ontology annotation, cellular component: Cul4A-RING E3 ubiquitin ligase complex.